Molecule: messenger RNA, 2946 nt
Organism: Psilocybe cubensis
Lineage: Eukaryota; Fungi; Basidiomycota; Agaricomycetes; Agaricales; Agrocybaceae
Exons: 6
Coding region: 1-2946 (981 amino acids)
Source: RefSeq, a predicted model, not a curated record
AUGCCGUCUCAACGGACAAAAAGUACACGCAGAUCUAAGAAGAAUACCCUAUACAAAGGUGAUGCUGAUGCUGCAGAGGCUAUAACGUACCAGUCUCACACAAGAAAGACGCGUACUGGUCGGGAGGUAACUGAACUGGUAAAGGUACCUCUUACAGGUCCACAGAUUUAUCGAAGAAAAGACACAGCUCACCUGCAAGGUGGACAAUUAUUUGAGGGCUACCAACCAGAACCAGAGUCACUGGGAUUUGACUCUAAUUCUGACGAAGAAAAUGUGGACCCUACGGCAGCGAAAAAGACACAGCGACACUAUAUAAACCAGUUUGUUGAAAGAGUCGACAGCCUACUCGAGGCUUUUAUGAGCAGGGAAGCACCUACCCAGUCUGCCACUCCCCUCUGCACACACUGUGAAGGGGGUGCAAAGGCUGCUUGGAGAUGUUGGGACUGUUCAUUGCCAGAGAAUCUGUGCAGAAAAUGCAUGCGGCAAACUCAUCGUACCAAUCCAAUGCACAGGAUUGAACAAUGGAUUGGUACACAUUUUCAAAAGGCUGAGUUAUGGGAGGUAGGAGGAUACAUCCUUAUACCACAUUGCACCAACACUCCAAUGUGUUCUGGUCUGAAGUUCCAAGCAGAGUUUCUUGAAGGAAUCAAGGAACCCAUUGAUAAAACUGAGCAGACCCAACUGCAGGCAAUGGAUAUGGGACGGGCGCCUAUUCAACAUGAACAUCUUGAUCACAUAGACGCCCAUGAUGCUGAAAUGGAUGAAGCUGAAGACCCGCCGCCGCAUCCUGAUGAUGUUUAUGGGAUAUCCGAUGUGGAUUUUAAAGAAUACCUUGACCGUAUAAGGGAAGAAGCUCUUCGAGGUACAACAGAGGUGGUGGAAGAUGGCAACGAUGAUGCAGAGGUGAGAAAAGCCGAUGCGGAUAUAACUUCCAUGGCAUCAUUCUACCCGCAACAUGUCCCGGUUGCCGACGCCCUCAACAACUCAUUAUCAAACCUGGAGCUGAAGGCAUCCACUUACCAAUUCUACAACCUUAUACGCCGCCUCACAAAUCCAAUAUCACCAUCUCUUGUGGCUAAUCUGUACAACAAAUUUCGAAGAAUGACGAGGCUGUGGAGAUGGAUGAAGAAGCUAAAGUGGGCCGGCUUUGCAGGGCAUAAUGGAAGGAGUGCUUUGGAUGUCAAGAAAGGGGAGUUAGCAGUGUUUUGCCCAGCAUGUCCGCAGCCUGGUAUCAAUCUGGAUGAAAACUGGAAGGAUGACAAAAACCGGUGGGUUUACAAGAGGAUUUUUGUGGCCGACGGAAAUUUUAAAGCCAAUCAUGUUUGUACGGAAAAGCCAUCUCAGGAUGUAUGGUUAUCCGAGGGAUCUGGUAUGAUUCCAAAGCGUACAGAAUACACAGAAUUUUUAAAGUCUGCCAUUGAAGCCUUGACGGGAGCCCCAUGCGAGAAUACAUUUCGAGCAAUUCAAAACUUGCUACUAUCUUCUUCAUCUUGUGAUAUUACAGGAGUUGUUGGCAUUGCAUGCGCAAGGCAUAGCUGCUAUGCUCCCAAUGCUCUUGUUGAUUUAUUCAAGGGUGAACAACAAAAGAAUGUGGACUUUGCACUACUAGCAGCUUUGAAAUCGACUGGAGUGGACCCCGACCAGGGAGCAAUGGUGAUCUAUGACAUUAUUUAUCAAUACAUCAUCUAUCUGCUUAAACGUAUUGGACACCACCUUCCUCCAGGACUUAAAAUUGAUAGGGCAAUAGGUAUGUUCCACGUUCAUGCCCACAAGGACCAAUGCUUUUUCCGCUAUGCUCCAACAUUUAUUCCCGGUGCGGCUUGCGUAUGCAGCGAAAUUUUGGAGCCACUGUGGUCGGAUUUAAACGCUGUCUCCCCAGCAGCCCGCACAGCAACCUUGGCCCACCGUGCUGAGCUCCUAGACAAACACGCUUGUGAUUCAAACCAUAAGAAAAUGCUUGGUAUUACCCAAUAUCUUUGUAGGCGGCAUGUAGAAUCCAAAAAAAGGAGGGACGAUUUACGUGAAGUUUUUUCCAACUUGACAAAAUCCGCGGAUCCUGAGACAAUCCAGCUGUGGACAAAGCAGAUUGAGGAGGCGGAAAGUAAAAGACUGACGGACCCAUCAGUCAUGGAUAUUUACACCGCAAAAUGGCCAGGUUCUAAUCCCGUUAGCAUUGAUGAAGUGGGUCCGGUAUCACCAUUGACAUCACUUGAAUCAUGGAUCCAAUUUGCUUUGGUUGUUGAGGAAAAACAAGCAGCUGGGGUGGUUCAAACUUCUACAAAAAGCAUUGGACUACUGGAACAGCUUUUUAUUGAUUGGGAAGAUGAAGAGGACGUACUUGCACCUGGAACCACACCAAUAAUACAUGAAGAAAUUGACAAGCAGCCUUUAUGUCUGCCCUCAAACGGAACUGCACCCAUGUCAUAUGCACCAUGCGAGCUGAAGGCACGGAUAUCACAAGCGCGCGGACAUCUCAAUCAAAUCCGGGAACUUAUAGCGGAGAGAUCUUUCACAUAUUCCGAUAUUGUGCGGAAAGGGCCUCGGAAAGGCGUUAGAACUCGAGGCCGCACUGUGGCAAAUGAACUGAGGGAUCGUAUUUCUCUCCACGCCCUACCAGAUGCGGAUCCAAACUCCAUAGGAGAAGAUGCAGACCCGGCAACCGUUCUAGAAUUCAAACGUGUCCACUGGUUAAGGGCCCGAGCACAUUAUCAACGGUGGCAAGAGGAAGCCACGUUAGUUAGGUAUGAAAUGCAAUGGACAGUGGCGUACUUUAUCCACAAGCGCAACACCUGGAAACAAGCAAUUUCAGAGGAUCCAAAUCUCACAGGGGAGGCAAGGGCAUAUGCAUAUCGCAAGAUAGAGAUGUGGAAUUACUUGGCGUUGCUGAGUGACCAGUCAUUUAGGCGCAUAAAUUCAAAUUAUACCCCUAUGGAAUCAAUGGCCUAA